AUGCCACCACCUCCAUCUUCACCUUCCUCCUGGAACAACCUCUUCGAUUUUCUCUCUCUCAGCGCGAUGUGGAAUUGGCUACAAGCAGUAUUCAUGGGGGAGACUAACGUGCCUCAGCAGACAAAUUUUGGAAUACUAGAUAAUCUUGCUCCAGCUGUGCAAGUCAUCCUGGGGAUUUCCUUUUUGAUUUUGUUAGCGAUAGGGUUAUUUGCCUUAUGGAAGCGAAGUGUUCGGUCAAUUCAGAAAAUACUGAUGUUUGUGAUCACACUCUACCAACUUUACAAGAAGGGCUCAGAUUUUUUUCAGGCUCUGUUAGCCAAUCCAGAAGGAAAUAGUCGCCAGGGUCAAGACAAUAGUAAUAUCUUCCUGACCUUGGGUUUGCAAGAGAAAAUUCUGAAAAAACUUCAGCUGGUGGAAAACAAAGUGAGGGACCUGGAGGGUAUUAUCAUUGCCCAGAAACCCUCUGCAAAGAGGGACUGCUCUUCUGAGCCCUACUGCAGCUGCUCUGACUGCCAGAGUCCCUUGCCUACAUCAGGGUUCACUUCCACAUCUGAAAUGUGA
Messenger RNA from Jaculus jaculus (lesser Egyptian jerboa), 561 nucleotides. RefSeq names its product transmembrane and coiled-coil domains 2 (gene Tmco2). Gene Ontology annotation, cellular component: nucleus. The record is from RefSeq and is a predicted model, not a curated record. The transcript is spliced from 2 exons. The coding region runs from base 1 to 561 and encodes 186 amino acids. NCBI's taxonomy places the organism in Eukaryota, Metazoa, Chordata, Mammalia, Rodentia, Dipodidae.